Molecule: messenger RNA, 920 nt
Organism: Sinocyclocheilus grahami
Lineage: Eukaryota; Metazoa; Chordata; Actinopteri; Cypriniformes; Cyprinidae
Product: stathmin domain-containing protein 1-like
Exons: 5
Coding region: 179-919 (246 amino acids)
Biological process (GO): regulation of microtubule polymerization or depolymerization
Source: RefSeq, a predicted model, not a curated record
CUCUGGAAAGGGGUCAGAUUUAUUGUAGCAACGAAUCGUAGCAACACAGAGAGUCCAUGACGACGAUGGUUGCGAGAUCUUAGAUCAUGUGUUGGAAUGCGACAGUGUUUGAGAACUUUACACAGAUCAAGUAGUUCCGGAGCCGCAUUGAAAGCUUGCGCUGUCCUGAGCAAUAAACAUGGGCUGUGGGAGCUCCAAAAUCACGGUGGUUGAACCCGUAAAACCGAGCAGUCUGAACGGAAAUGAGACCGAAACUCUGGACUUUGUUGUGGCUCAGGGAGGCUCUCGAGGUGACUCUGCAGUGUCCAAAAUGACCACAGAUAGCGGGGUCAGUCUGGAAGCAGCAGAGCCAUCGGUUCUGCCUGGAUCUGUACCUAGAGUCCUGCCACCGCUACAAGGCCAGAGUCCUGGACUGGCCCAGCAAACUGAAGAGAGGCCUGAGUCCGGUGAGAUCCUGGAGCAACUGCUUGUUCAAGGAAUCAUUCCUGCUCAGCCAAGACACGGAGGAAGUGGGGAAGCCUACAACAUCAUGAUGGAUGAAUUUGGGAAGCCAAGGAGAAGACCACCCGCUCGGCUAGAGUCACUGAAAAUUAGCAAAGAACAAGAAGUCACCAGAAAGGAAGACAUUGAGAUGAAGAUGAGACAAGUGGAGGAGAGGAGAAAGGAGAAAGAGGAGGACCUGAAACACAGGUUGAGGAUUAAAUCAGCGCGGCCGCGUGUCGCUGCCCCAGUGACCGCGGAGCGGGAACUCGACCUCACGGAACUGCUCCAUUCUGAACAGCUUCCUGUCCCAACCAGAACCAAACAGCUACAGAUGCCAAUCAAUGGAGAGUCUGAGGACCAAAGGCUUACUGAUUCCCCAGAACUGGAAAAUGACUCCACCUUCCAACAGACUGAAGACAAAGAUGAGGGAUUUUAAA